GCCACAUUGGGCGGGUUCCCGCCCAAUUGGGCUGCUUUUGAUAAUGCUGGGCGGGGCAAAAUAGCCUUGGGCGGGUUGAUCAAAUUUGGGCGGGUUUCGUUACAAUUGGGCGCUUUUUUUAAAGACUGAAAACAUUCAAACAAACUAUUUGAUUGGCAUGUGUUACAUCCGCUACUUUCAAACCUCCCCGGCAAAUGUUGGGGAGAUUUGAUUCUUCCAUCUAUUAGCCAGUAAGCUAAUUGGCUUGUUCAGUGACUGUAGGGACAAUCAUUUGGAGUGGGGCUUUGGAAUCCAUGGAUACUGCGAUAUCAACAAUACUGUAAAUUCUAGCAAUUCAUUUUUGUGUUUGUGUAUAAGGGAUAGAGAGGAACAAUCGCGAAGGGGAGAGAACAAUCGGAACAAAUACAGGAGGCCUAGUAGUGUUUCUGUGCUUGUUGAAAAAAAAAAUAGAGAGCUAUAUACAUUUUAAAUAGGUUGGAUUUUGGAGUUUAAUUGUGGCUUAAUCUAGCGUUACAUGUCAUGGCAGAAUGUCAUUACUUUAUUGUGUUGAGCUAAAAACUUCAGGUGUAAUGUUUUUUCUCAUUCUGCUCUUAGUGAUCUGUAAAUUUAAUCUCCGUUUUUGCAGAUUAAAGCUUUGAAUGUUUGUGGCGUAUUUUCUAUUGAACAUGUCAUGGUUUUACACGGCUUUCUGGAAAAGUAAGGAUUUUGGCGGUUUUUUAUAGAAGUGGGCGGGUUUUAAAUUGUUAUUGGGCGGAAAACUGUCAAUCUAAUCUGGCAACACUGGCUCUGGUAUUACAUUUAGCACUGCAUGUUCAGUGUCGAAGUAAAUUUACGUACUCGGGUGUACAUGUACGUGUCCGUGCAAAACAUUUCCCAACAGGAUGUUCGUUCCGCGCUGCUCGGAAAUGAAACGCCACAUAUUUUCCCCUUCCUGUUCGUGUUGAAGCAUUUACAGGGUGAGCGAGGCUAUUUUCCCUAUGUUUUAAUUAACGCCGUUUAUCUUACAACAGCGAUAUAAAAAUGUGGUUAUUCACAGAGAUGUAGAAAAUGGUCAGGUGUGCCCCUUGUACCGAAAGGUUUUUUGACAAAACUGUUCUCUGAGCUAAAGCUACCAGCUAGCUAGCUAUCCUUUGACUGUGUCUGAGGUAAACUCUUAGGCUGCUGUUCCAUUUUCACCGCUUAGCGGCAGUAGAAGCCAGCAGAGCAUGGCGUCGUGCUGCGUCCCGUAACUGAGAACUUGGUCCCGAGUGCCAGGGGCCUCCCCCUGCCGCUGUGGAGCGAAAGGGAGAGAAACAGUCCAGACUCCAGACCUAACAAAACAUCCGCAGCCUCAAAAGCACGUCUCCCAGCCAGCUGGCAGCCUGCCUCUUCUUGGGCUGCUGUUCCCACAGGGAAUGUGAGAGAGAGAGAGAGUGCAGACUUGUUAAUAAAUUGCCUAACCGAAAUUUUGAGCCUGAUGCUGAAGACCAGAUUUUUCUAAAGCUUCGUCCUUAGUGAUCACGCGUGCACACUCCUCACUAUGCAGAAACCAUCUCGCUGUCAGCACAAUUGUGCUCAGGGCAUUUACAGAGCUUAUGUCAACAUAGUUUUAUCUCAAGUCAUUCCCUUGUUUUAGACAAACACUCUAGUUAGCUCACAGCGAUGAAGCAAUCUUUCAUUGAUUAGGGAAUAGGUGAUUCUAUGGCCUGCUUACAGAGAAGACAUUGGUUGGACACUACAGGGUUAAGUAUGAUUAUGUUAGGGGAGAUAAUAAAGAAGCAUGCAGCUGGUGGACGUUAAACACCAGGAGGAGGAGAGGAAGGAGAGAGAGAGACCUCUGUUCAGGAAACGUGUAGUCUACUAUGUGUUUGUGACAAUCCCCACCAGUCAGGUGUAUCUACUGCGGCUUGUAAGCACCAGCUGUGGACGUGUCUCAAUACUGCGUGUGGGGCAGGGGGGGAGGAGACAAUGUUCAGGGGACUUAAGGCACCACUCAGCCCCCCCCCACCCCUUGACCUGACAAGGACAGCGAACGUGCCUCCACCCCCCCCCACCCCCCUCCUACCACCUCUGACCCCCUGCGGAGGAAUGAGCCAGGCGAGCCCGAAGCGAGAGGGUGUUGACCCCACAGCUCUGAGGGACCAGCUCUUUGACCUGUGGACCCGCAAGGAAUUGGAGGCGCUGCGUGCCACUGCCCAGCAUGGCUUCUCCUCCCUGGCGGAGCCUCUGGCAGGCCUGUUGGAGCUCUUGGAGGGCUGCCCGGGCAAGCAGAAGGGCAGGGCCUCCACCCUGGGGCACUGCAUCCUGCAGGAGUUUGAGCGCUGGAGACGCCCCCACCCACAGGUGCAGAGCUCCACAGAUGUCUGCAGCCAGGUGAGCCUCCAGGCUGUGCCAGAGGGCCAGGCUGUGGGCCUGCAGCUCCGGGCCCUGGGGCUUCUCACCGACGCCCAGCCCAGCUACAUGGAGCCCCUGCUGGACCUGUACCAGCUGGGCUCCCUGGACCCAGCCCUGCUCAGGCAACACAUCAGCAGGCUCCUGGCGCUCUGCUGCUACAGGGAGGCCGCCGUACUGAGCGCCAAACUAAAAAUGCAGAGAGAGCUCGAUAUAGAGGAGGUGUGUGUGCCCCUGAUCCUGCAUGACAAGCUCCCGCUGGCAGAGUCCUGGGUGGCUGGUCACCCUGACCUGGAGGAGCGUCUGGUCAUUCUGCUUGACUCGUGGUGCCAGCCCGGCUUUAACCCAGCCCAGCUCCAAAGGCAGUUCGCCAACCUGAGUCUGUCCAAACACCAGAUGGACCAGAUCCAAGCUAAGCUGCUUAGCAAGCAGGUGUUCAGACUCAUGGACAAGUUCAGUAUCGACCCAGGACUGUGUCCCAACUCUGUGUACAAGCGUAAGCUGGACAGCCUCCGCUUCCUCAUGUACAAGAGGUUUGUGGAGAAGGGCAUGUCUGACGAGAACUGGAAGGACCAUGUUCAGUCCACAGUGGCGGGGUGUCCAGAGCUGCAGGUCCACCUGGUGGAGCUGGUUCUGAAGCACAGCGGGCUCCAGAGCGCCGCCCAGUGGUCACUUCAGUACGGCGUCCCCAGAGACAGGCUGCCAUUCGGGGUUUGGGACACCCAGCAGAGCCUGCCAGCCUCGCUGAGGUAUGUGUGUGGGAACGACUCUCCCCAGAGCGAAGAGUGGGACCCUCCCCUGUCUCACCGGGAUAGGUUCUACCAGCUGCCAAUCACCCGAGACAACGUCCACUUCCUGGAUACACAGGACGGACUUCAGCGCUGCCAAGACAUCAUACAGGCGGGCCGUGUGGUGGGUGUGGACAUGGAGUGGAGGGCUGGCUUCGGCACCGUCAAGGCCCAACGUGUGACUCUGAUCCAGCUGGCCGUUCAGGGACAGGUGUUCCUGCUGGACCUGUGUGCCGACGGGUUCUGGCAGCACAGCGGGACCGUCCGCUUUAUCAGAACCCUCUUUUCAGAACCCCAAGUUCUCAAGCUAGGUUAUGGGAUGUCAGGGGAUCUGAAGUCCCUUCUGGCCACCUGGCCUCAGUUCACUAAGGAGCCCCUGAAGACAGAGGGGGUGCUGGACCUUCUCAAUGUUCACCAGCAGAUACAGCGCAGCGGCCGUGGGAGGAGCGGGGCUUCGCGGAGUGUCCUUGUGGGGGACGGGCCAGCAGAGAAGGGCCUCAGCUUAUUGGUCCAGCAGAUUCUGGGCCGGCCCCUGGACAAGAUAGAGCAGCUGUCUAACUGGGAGAGACGACCCCUCCGCACCAGCCAGUUACGAUAUGCAGCGGCUGACGCCUACUGCCUACUGGAGGUGUACUCCGCCCUCUCUAAGGACCCAGCAGGCUUCGGGCUGCCCGCCGACCUGCACUCCGUCUCCUCCGCCCAGGCGGGGAAGAAGACUAAAGAGGACAAGAAGCGGAAAGAGAAGGCCAAACAGGCUCGCCAAAGAGAGGAACGCCAGCGUGGAGGGACUCCUUCGCCGGCCCGAGCCCUGGAGGGGAGGAGCCCGCUGGCUGGGGAAGCCGGGGCGUGUGUGGGGCCCCCCAUCUCCCCCCAGCAGCUGAAGGUGGUGUGUGACAACAUGCUGCAGGGGCUGGGGAGGUGCCUGCGCUCCCUGGGGGUGGAUGUGCGGAUGCUGGAGAACACUGAUGACCACCGAGUAGCAGCACAGCUUGCUCAGUCAGAGGGCCGAGUCAUUCUCACCUGUGGACAGCCCUUCCACACCCUGAGGUCCCAGGUGGGCGAGGGCCGGUGUCUGGCGCUGGACUGUUCAGAGAAGGCCAAAGACCAGGCCAUCAGGGUCCUCCAGCACUUUAACAUCCAGCCCACCAAGUCGGACAUCUUCAGCCGCUGUCAGGUUAGAUCCUCACUGUGUGUGUGUGUGUGUGUGUGUGUGUGGGCCUGGUUCAAAGACCCAGUGUUCCAGAUUCUCACUUCCCUAUGUCUGUGUGUGAGUGUGGGAAUGUGGUCCAGUGUGCACAGCAGCCGGGCUGGUGAGGGUGGAUGCAGAGGGCUAGGUCACGACAGAUCUUCAUUCUGCCCGCACAGCCAAAGAAGUGCGGCAAGGUUUCAGCCUGGGAGAUUUCAGUUUUUUCCCAGCAAAAAGGACAAAAAGUGCUUAUCCGACAAUAUUACCUACCCUGCUUUUAAGUUGUGUGUGUGUGUCAGUGGAAAUGAAUGUAUAACCAAAUAGGGUGCAAACAUGAGAGGAGUUGGAGAGGUGGAGAGAAAGGAAGGGACAUGGAAGGAAGGCUCUCUGAGAAGACCUGCUUUGUGCUGGAAGUUUCUGUCUGGUCUGUUUUCAGGAGAGCGGGAGGGUUUGAUACAAAUAUAUCAUGUCCUUCAUUGAUACAUUUACAUUUAUGCAUUUAGCAGACGCUUUUAUCCAAAGCGACUUCCAAGAGAGAGCUUUACAAAAG
Hypomesus transpacificus is the source of this 4894-nucleotide messenger RNA. RefSeq names its product exonuclease mut-7 homolog. Gene Ontology annotation, biological process: nucleobase-containing compound metabolic process. Bases 1948 to 4668 code for a protein of 906 amino acids. The record is from RefSeq and is a predicted model, not a curated record. Gene Ontology annotation, molecular function: nucleic acid binding; 3'-5' exonuclease activity. The transcript is spliced from 19 exons. NCBI's taxonomy places the organism in Eukaryota, Metazoa, Chordata, Actinopteri, Osmeriformes, Osmeridae.